CUCUCUUUUCCUCCUUCUGUUUCUCUCCUCUCCUCCUCCGUUCCACUCUGCUCCUGCCAGGAAGAUGAUGGUGAUGAUGAUAAUGAUGUGACACUGUGGCCAGCCAAUGAGCAAGCAAGGAGGGAGUGGAAGGGGUGUGUUCAGAGGCUGAGCUUGCAUCUGAUCGAUGCUGAGGAGACUGAGGAGAAAGACGGGGAAGAGAGGGAGGUAGAGGAGGGUGGGGGAGGCCUUGUCCGAGCUGAGAAGCGGCAACACUGGCAUAAUAAAAGAGGAGAAGAGGAGGAGGAGGAAGAGGAGGAGGCACGGAGGAAGCUGUUGCCUGUCAAAGGGGAAUCAACCUGUGCUGUCAUGGACAAAUAUCGACCAAAGAGACCAACCACCCUGGCUCUGUUCCCACAGCUGCCACAAGCCGGCACCCAGGACUCCAUCAACAACAACUCUUUAGGCAAGAAGGACAGCUGGAAGGACUCCCGCUCCUCCUCCCCACAUAUUACAGGGGAUAUAGCACCAGCAGAUAUCCAACCAAAAGCAGAGGACAAAGUUCGGCACAACACGCGCCGCCCGGCACCAAAACCACCCACAGCCAAUGGAGCAAACAGCAGAGCCAACACUCAGGCUGCUGCCACCACCGCAGAUCGCGCUCGACUGCGGGAAAGACAAGUGUCAGGGGCCAUGCACACGCAGUCCUCGGGCACACCAAGGACACCAAGGAGUCAAAGGAGAGGAGGAGGAAGAGGAGCGCCGGCGAUGAGAGAGAGGGCCCUGGGGGACAUCAGAGGAAAGGAUGGCAUGACUGCAGGGAAGGAAGAGAGAAGAGGAGGAAGACUGUGUGAGGAGUCCAAGGGGAAGGAGAAGGAGAAAAAUACACAUCAAAGGCAAAGAGAAACAAAUGGACUGAAAAGCCGGGGGUCUGAUGGGAAAGGGAAAGUAGGUGCCAAAGGGGUUAACAGAGGAGGGGCAUUCAAGCCAAAUAACAUACUAUCUAACCAGGAAGUUUAUCUGCCAGCCAUGGUGGUCCCACGCACGCCUGUAGCACCAAGAAACCAGGACAAGACCCAAGACCAAGGCCAAAACCAUGACAGGACCCAAGACAACCCCACUAUCCUCUCCCGGUCCAGCAGCGAGGGGGGGUCAAACAGAAUGUCACUAAGCUCAGACACAGAGGCCCCCCCACCAGGGCCCCUGCAUCCCUCUCUAUCCCACCGAACCAACCCUGACAUUAGAGAAGAAGAGGGGGAGGGAACUCCGACUCCCUCUGUGAACGUCCAGAACGGUCCAACCCACUGCCUUGCAGGUAAUGAAAAAACAGAGAUGGACUCUACUAAGUCAAAGGUCCAUGCAGGGGGAGAAAAAGGUGACAAUAACAUUGAGGUGAAUAGCACCGACUCUGUCACUCAGGGAGAUCGUGCGGCUGCUCAGACUGUACCAAAGAGUGAAGCUACAGCAGGGUUAAAUUAUGACUCUGUUAAGUACACUCUGGUGGUCGAUGAACACGCUCAAUUGGAGUUGGUCAGCCUCAAGGACUGCUUGCACGGUUACAACGAGCACAAUGAUGACAGCGAUGCAGAGACGGUCUAUCAGUCAGCCAAUGAGGAGGAAGACCCAGAGUAUGAGGAGGAGAGAAAGGGGAGAGAGGAAGCAAGGAAACAAGAGAGGAGGAAAGAGGAGGAAAAGAGAAGAAAGGAGGAGGAUGAGAAGAAGAAAAGGAGGGAAGAGGAUGUGAAGAGGAGGAGAGAGGAGGAGGUGAAGAGGAGGAGGGAAGUUGUGGCAAGGAUCUGCAAGCAGUCCAAGGUAACAUCAACCACAACUUCAGAGGAAGAGGAGUCUAACGGAGGAAGGGCCAGAACUUCCAGAAGUAAGAAGUUCCUCAACCUGUUUUCCAACAACAGCAGUCAUUACAGCACCACUGGUGCUGGGUCAUUUGGUGUGUUCUCCUGUGUUUUGGAUGGAGUGGAGAGACAACAGAGCCACAGAGCUGCCUACAGGUUUGUCCCUCGUCAUGCAGAUGAGCUUUACCUAGAGACAGAUGACCCAGUGUUAAUACUGAACCAGUCUGAAGACCUGUGGUGUCAGGGCUACAACAUGAGGACUGGAGUGACCGGCAUCUUCCCUGCCUUCUACGCUGUCAGGGUGGCCAAAGAAUAUAACCAAGUCCAGAAAGAUGGCUGGAUAGAGCAGUUCCAUGGGCGGUUCCUGGGUUCAGUACAGGUCCCGAUCCACAAGGGCAACGACAUGCUUUGUGCUGCAAUGCAGAAGGUGGCGUGUAACAGGCGGUUAGCAGGUCAGCCUCCUUCAACCUGUGUGCUGGAGGUCAGUGUGAAAGGUGUGAAGAUCAGUGUCCAAGACCAGUGUCACUCUGCUCAUAGGGGGGACCAGUGUUUCCAUUUCUUCCAGUUGAAGAACAUCUCAUUCUGUGGCUGUCAUCCAAAACACAGCAAGUAUUUUGGUAUCAUCACCAAACACCCUGACCAAGAGCGCUUUGCCUGUCAUGUGAUGAUGUCAGAGACAACACUACAUCCUCUGGCUGAGUCUGUAGGGAGGGCAUUCCAGCAGUAUUACAAGGAACACAUUGGCUACUCCUGUCCCACUGAAGACAUCUUCAUUGAAUAACACCUCUCCCGCAUCCACACUAUGUACUGAAUACUCACUAUGUGCAUGUAAGCCUGGUCUUACACAGCGAACUGGACCACUGAUUUAUCUUUGUCAGAGUACUUGCAUGGUGGAUUUCCUUUCUUACCUGCAUCCAGUGAUACAGCGAGCUUUCCCUUUCCUUUGGCCAUGUGCCAAUAUUAAUACCUCUAUGGAUGGAUAGGAUCACAUGAAAUGUUCCAUACACUGGGAACAAAUGUAACUUACCCAAAUUCAAAUACAAAUAUCUGAUAUUGAUAUAUUUUAUGGGUUAAAAUUACUUGUAUGUAACUACACGUAGAUAUUGGCUGUAAAACCAUAUAAACAGCCUUCAGGACUAUGAAGUUAAUUUAAGGACAGAAUGUUUAUAUCAUCCAUUUUUUUAAACUUGCAACCAGUGCUGAAAUAAAUAUCAUUUACCAGUGACAGUUUUGGUAAUUAAUUAACCAUUUGAGUCAUGUAUCAAAAAACAAGAGUUAUCAGCCAUGUUAGCAGCUCUGUGAGUCUGUUUUUAGGCACAGUAGUACUUUAAGCUACUGUAAAUGCCAAUUUCAGCAUGCUAAGACGUGCGCAAUGGCAGUGUUUAGCAGGUCAUGUUUACCAUGUGAGCAGCUAACAUUUGUCAAUUAGCAAUAGAAACACAAAGUACAGCUGAGGCUAAUGGAAAUGUCGUUAGCUUGCAGGUAUCUGGCCAUAAACCAAACUAGAUCAGGAUCACCAAAGUUGUUACAAUUUUUCCUGUGGGGAACAUGAAUGUCUGUAAAAGAUUUCAUGUAAGCCUAUCUAAUUUUUGUCAAGAUAUUUGAGUCUGGAAAAAAUGUUGGACCAACUGUAUGACACUGACAUAUGGAAAGCCACGCUAUACAGAUAACAAUGAAAACGCUGAACACUUAUUAGUUGCAGUUUUUAAAAUCAGAGGAUAUGCUAUUUUUCUCUUUCAUAUAAUUGGAAAUUGCAUUUUUUGGACUCUUGGUCAGACAAGUUAAACAAUUUAAAGACAUCACAUUAGGCUCUGGGAACUUGAUGAUAUGCCUUUGUCAUUAUUUUUGACAUUUCAUAAACUAACUGAUUUGUCAGUAAAGUAAAAAAACUAAACAAAUUCAAUUCAAAAAAAGGUUCCUUGCAACAAUACUUAAAUCUUUGAUUUGUUGUCAUAUUUGAUGUCACGGCAUGAUGAAUGCACUUAAAUGAAAAUAAUCUAUAUGUGCUUGAGUUCUAGUUUUUACUUCAUCAUAGCUCAUUUUUACUUGUAGCGACUGGUUUGUACUCAUAUUGAUGGUCACGUGGUUAAACGUUAAGCACACUAAAUACAUUUGAAAAAAGUUCUCAAUCUUUAAUUUCAGUUUGUAAAAACUAUAACCAGUAUGUUGAGUAAAAGGAAAAUUUUGCUAGAAGUCUUGCAUAUUUUGAAAUUAAAUUUUGUAUUCUAGGUAGUAGGAAAAGUGGCAAAACCUGGCAAGUUGUGUAAGAUUUGUAUUUAAUAUAUCUAUUUUACCUGGCUAAAUGAUUAAGUGGGAGUGCAAUGGAGAAGAGCAUCUCCCUUACUUAAACAUAAUGAAGAAAAUGAAAUUCUAAAGUUGAAUAUACAUAGGUCAGCCAUGUUAGUGAUCAUGAGCAGUGUGCUUACUUGAGUAAGCAAGUAGCCACUGGGUGUUAAAGUCAACAAACUAGAAUUCCAGUUACAGAUAUUUUCAGCGAGUAUUGCAGCUUGAGUUUGAACUUCAGUGUCAAAUAAUGUCAAAACAGUUUCAGGUGAGACAGGAAUUUCAAUUUUACAGGUGUCGCUUCAUACACUGGCCUGGAAUCAAACCAAACCAAACCAGGUCAACAGCCUGAAAGGCAGCUAUGCUUACCACAAACAUACUUAUGAUAUGAGAUUCUAAGAACAAAGCAAAACUGCAUGUUUAUAAUAAGAGGGUAAAUAUUCUGUCUUUAAAUUAGCUUCAUCCUUGACUCUACAGUAAAGAAGGGCUUCUUAUUAGCAACAAUUUCCCACAACCGUUUAAAAGAGUGCUUUAAAAGAACAUCCAAUAAACAAAUGGACCUGCUCUUUAUUCUUUGCACAGAUGAGGACAGACUGAUGUUUCCAAAAUAUAAAAAAGAUAUAUAAAAGAAAGUAUUAUUCUGUAUUGUAUAACCCCCAAACUUGACAAUCUACUAUUGAAGACCUUUGGAGGUGCUGUUUAGGUGCCUAAUUUCUUCAUUUGCUGCUUGAUGUUUCUUUUCUUCCAAAUGUGGUUCCAACUACAAACCCUUUAUGCCGAGCUUCUCUGGUUGAAAGAUUACAUAUUUUUCCUUUAACUCUGUGUAAUAACAAGGCCCAAAUGAUGCUGUGCAAUUUAGUAUGUGUGCAAAAGAACAGACUGGUGGGAUGGUGGAUCAUUGUACAGUCAUGUCUAUGCCUGUCCACAUUACUCGCCUCAGACUUCAUUCGCAUUGCCUGCUCAAAUCUAGGACCAAAGUUGGGGUCAAGUCAGCAUGGAAAUACUUCUAAUAAGGCAGAGGAUUUGUUUCCAGUUUUUCAGCUUAUAUUUUUAAAAGGAAAUACUAAACAUGACUUACCUUCACAAACUGACCCACAAUCUGACUUGGUUAUGUCAACAAAGAGAACUCAUUUCUUGUUUUUGUUCAAUUCCAAGAUUAGCUCCCGACUUAAAGCUGCACCAAUCAACAUGUUUUACAACAUUGGAUCAAAUGACUAUGUACAAUGUAAAAGGAGUCACUCAUGAACACUCAUGAUGAACCAACGUGAAUUAUUACACAACAAUGCAGUUUCCCUCAGCUCUAUGAAGAUUUUUUUAGCCUCUUUUAGCUCAUUGUUUUUCUUUUCCAGCAUGCAAACUACGCUCCUAUCAACUUGGUUUCAAGAAGCAGCAGGCAGCUAUUUUGUACACUUUCAGCCCAGUACUGAACAGCAGACCGACAAAGCUGGUCACUACUGAACAUAAAGGAUCAUUUGGUUGGUUGGUGGAGACCAAAUUAGAGCUAAAAAGAAAUUGAAUAUUCAAUUUACAUGUAUAAGGCCAUCUGAGACAUGACUCAAAAUAAUGCUAAUGUUCUGCGUCUGCCGGAUAUGUAAAGAGACAAAUAUUUGCUAAUAUGCUAGCCUUAUAGCUUUUAUUGUAUGGCAAAGUUGUGUUUUUUUUAACUUGUCCUGCUGACCCCAAAUACUCUAAAAAAAUCAAUUAUUGCAGCUUUAAGAUCCUGGAUGUGAAAAUGUGGACUGGGAUUUCCAGCCAUUUGGAAUACCUCUGCACAAGCGGUUGAACUUUAUAUUAUAAUAGUAUAAACAGAUUUGAGCAAGUCAAUGGAAAUGAAGCCUGAAAUAUUUUGUGUUCGAAAAACAGUGCCUAUUUUUUUUUCUGCCGUAGUGAUGAUGACUGUCCUCUGUAUUAACUGUUGACUUCAGAUGUCUCCAAUCACAGAAUCUAAAUACAUACUGUACAACAGCCAGUCUCAUUCAUGUGAGUAGUCUUGUAGCUGGAUAUGACUUGGUACACCUAGAUGGCUGCCAUGGAAUGUUAAAAAAUUUAACUGGGACCCCAAAGACCUGAUAUUAGGCCAACCAAGGUUUACCUGGUACAUUGAGUUGGUGCUAUCCCUCAGUCAGUCAGUCAUUGCGUUUCAAUGCUGUUUGAGUGAUUACAUAUUUAGUUUAGAACUGGUCAAUAUUACGCCCGUUUUCUAUGGGAAGACGUUAUUCUAAGAUUAUGUUAUGCAACAUUUUGGUGAGAUUUUGCACAUCUAUGUGUGAAUAGAAUUCAUGAAUAGGAUAAUAGUUAACAUUAGUACUAGCCGUAUUAAAGCUAUAGUGCAUAGUUUCUGUCACCCCCAUGAGAAAUUCUAAGUAAUGACAACACCACUGUUGCGUCCACAUGAUACAAGACUUCUGUAGUCACGCACACGCUCCCACCCCUCCUCCACUCAGUUGCUAGUAGCCAAGGAGGACACGGAGAAUUCAAAAAACAUGAUGGACUCUUCAGAAGAGGUAAUUAUUUUCACUCGAGUUUUCCGCGCGGAAAAGUCACCGGACGACACAAUCUUCUGAACAUAGCCAUACUGAGAAAUACAGAGAGAGUUGUGUGAAGCUGAUAGUCUUAAUAAGCUUUGUAUUAACUCAUUUGGCAAUAUCUUCAAUGUAACGGACGAGCUUUAAUAGGUUUAGCUGAGAUUUUUGUGAUGGAGUUUUUGUCCCAUGAUCUUGCUGCUUUUGUAGCCUAGGGAGGAUGGAAAUGCAGGGCGAAAUGCUAAACACCUGAACAUUUUGACAUGAAAAUGGUUAAACAUAAACUGUCUCAGCUGAACCCUUAACAUAGGUCAAACAUUUCUUUUAACUAAAAAUCCCAUUACUUGCCUUUCCGACAGCCAUUGUCUUAAUUGUCACUGAAUUCAUAACAUGUAACAGAAAUGUUAAUGUUGGAUUACACACUUCAGGUUUGAAGUCUUGCUUGAUUUUCAUAGGAGCACACUAAAGUGAAUUAAAAUCAAUGGCACCCUGGAAGAAAAAAAAAAAAUAACCUACAUCCUCAUGUAGUGUAUUAUCCACCACAUUUCCAUGCCAGCCAUCCAAGGUGCACCACAGGAAGUUGUUCUGACCCACCAGAAAGUGUCCUUUCUAUGUAUUCCACUGUUGUGAUUCUAAAAACCAUGGGGAUCUACUGUACAUGACUCAUCAAUAUAGCUUAUAUCCUGUAUAGAUAUUGUAUGUUUGUAUAGAACAUUAUUAUUAUUGUAUGCUGUUGGUUUGAACAAAACCUGGGUGUAACACCGCAUGAUAUCGAUGUUGUUUAAUGAAUACACACAGAAGAUGCACAGAUUGGUGAUAAUGAUGGUGGUUAUUCUUGUCAAUAAAUCACAUUUACAACUGCA
This is a messenger RNA of Sander lucioperca (pikeperch), 7497 nucleotides long. RefSeq names its product C-Jun-amino-terminal kinase-interacting protein 1-like. Bases 349 to 2610 code for a protein of 753 amino acids. Gene Ontology annotation, biological process: regulation of JNK cascade. The record is from RefSeq and is a predicted model, not a curated record. Gene Ontology annotation, cellular component: cytoplasm. Gene Ontology annotation, molecular function: protein binding. The transcript is spliced from 13 exons. Lineage: Eukaryota; Metazoa; Chordata; Actinopteri; Perciformes; Percidae.